UGUUGGUCCAUCUUUAACUGUCUAUGAUAAAAACAUAGUUAAGGGUAAAUGGCAAACAUUAUGGGACAAUGGGCAGACUGGAAGAUAGUUCUCAAAUAUCCAGAAUAAAGUGGGAAAGAGCAGAAAUAUGAACAGAAGCAAGGAGGAGUAGGAGGAGGAUGUAUUUUCAAGAAUGAGGUUAGACUCCAGUACCACACCCCAGUCCAGCUGGUGGCGCCAAUGAGCCAUUCAAGUUUGUUACCAACCGCCAUAAAACCGAAGGAAGAAGAAGAUGUUGUUUCCUGAUGGCGGAACCAUAGACAGUAAUGACAACGGUCUGAAAAGGAAUCAAGACUUCCCGGUAACAGCAAAGGCACACUUCGACUCAUUGUGAAAGCCUCGCUGUGCACACCGACAGUAAUUUGCACCUUGCUCCUACCCUUCAUUUGGAGCCCAGUGCAACCGUCUCCGUUGCCAGCAGCACCAGAGGGACCCAUUUCAUAUUUGGACCUGUUGCUGCUGCUGUGACAGCUCUCCGAUUGGCUCAGAUUGAAACUCGGGCGCAGAUUGCUCUUCAGCAGCUUGCUACUCUAGUGACCAUAACUGUUGGCAACCAAUUUCACAACAACAACAACGAAUUUGCAGUGGCAUUACCUACUCACCUGGCUCUCCUAAGUCUUCUCAAUAGACAGCAGGUGUCAGCUGCUGGGUUUAACGUGGACACAAACUGAAAAACGUACAGAUACACACACACACAACAAACUGUCUGCUACCAUGUACCACCACCACUCCCAGCAACAAGGGCCACAGCCCUUCUCUAAUGGGCCCAGGCCUCCUCAUCAUCAGCCCCCUCCAAAUCAACAUCAGAAUCCUUCUCCCUCUAAUGUGCUGUCGCAGGCGAUGGUUUUCCAGUUUCCUCGUCCCACCCAGCUCCCUGAUGAGCUAGAGUCCGCCCUGGCUAUCCGGGGUGCUAGGGACAUGGAUCACCGUCUCAUCGACCAUACGAACCGACCGAACCAACACCAGAACCAAGGCUCAGGUUCUGGGAUCAGUCAACAUGGAAGCUACGGCUCUAACUUGAUAACACCCACCUCUGAUAAUCAGCCUGGCCACCAGCAAGGAGUAGACUGGUCAAACUACCAACCUCCAGCUAAACUGUUUGCCAAUCCUCUACCCAGUGCUAGCCACCAGUCCCAACGACACCAGGGCCCUCAACAGCAGCCACCGAGCAGCCACGCUGGAACAAGCAUCCAAAACUGGACUUCCCCCGGAAGUGACUCAGCAACAUCCCAAUCCCGGCACCCCCAUGGUGGCGGGGGGGAUGGUCAGGCUUUGUACACACCAGAGAGUGCAGGGAGCAUCUUGGCUAGCUUUGGACUUUCAAAUGAGGACUUAGAAGUGCUGAGUCACUACCCUGAUGAUCAGCUAACGCCAGACACUUUACCAUUCAUACUCCGUGACAUCCAGAUCAACAAGUCAGGCAACCAGAAAACUGUUGCUUCCUCAUCUUCGUUCUCACGUAGCCAUGAUAUGUCACUGCCUCCUUCCCGCUCUUCACCGUUGGCCCGUUCACGCACACCAGAAGUGCCCAGCCUUCUCACUGUUACACAGACGGCAGGUAAAGUCAUUGACUAUGGUCAUGCCAGUCGGGCAAAGGACGAGAGUGGUACCAGAGAGACUUUCAAAAGAGAGCCGCUGUCCAGUGAUAGGACAGUUAAAAUGUACCCAUCCUCGUCCUCAUCAGCUCCAAAAUUGGAUAAAGUUGAAAGGCGGCAGAUUCGUUUGGAACAUAGUGAAUCAAGCAAGCACGGAGACCGGGACUAUCGCAGGACCAGUAGCGACCAUCGCAAGUGCAGUCGGUCACCUGGGAGAGAAUUUCCAUCAUCCAAAUCUCGUAAUCUAGACCGAGACUACAGGCGUGAAGGACCCAUACCUAGGCCCUCAUCUGAAACCAAGAACAAUGCUUCCUUGCGGCGGUCUCUCUCCUCUUCGUCUGGCUCAAAACCACGCAGCAGCAAGAAGUUACCUACCCCCACCAUGAUAAGUGAUUUCUCAGCUGUGUCUCCAAAGGUGUAUCCCCAUACCUGCUCCCUGUGCCACAUACAGUGUGAUGAGGAAAAGGACUGGGUUGACCAUAUUAACACAGUCAACCACACUGCUGCCUGCAGAGACCUGCGCAACAAGUACCCUGACUGGAAACCAAAUCUACCAAGUCGGAGUGGACGAUACGGCAGCCGUGCUCUGUGGGAUCCCAAGGAUCACUCUCCAUCCCAUUCUGCAUCUCGAUCCCUCUCUUGUUCUCCUACCCCAAGUCCUCCUCACGGCAAACACAGGGUGGGUCGCCCCCACCCCCAUAGGCUUUCCACGGGGCCUUACUCUUCUCAUCAUCAACCUCGCCACCAACACUACACAGAACACAGCCAUCGGCUGGACCACAGUCCCCCUCGCUCACAUCUAACCUCCGUGGCCCUCAGAGAGCAUUGGCCUGAAGGGAGGGACAGGGAAUCAUCAGGGGGGUCUUCUCGCAGUGGUGUUAAGCGUCCAUAUGAUUCAACCAAGUUCUCCACUGACAUCAGAAGACAUCCAUCCUCCUCUAAGGCGGGUCAUACUUUCAAACAUGGACCAUUACAGUCCUCUGCCAAAAUGGUCAAGAGCGGGAAGAAGCCUGGAACAAAGACGACUAAGAUUGGAAUUGCCAAGGCUGCUGACAAAUCUGCCAAGCUUCCACCAGCCAAGAAGAAGAAAAAAAUGGUGACUCCAGUCUUCCAGGAUUUGUCUGUUGCAGAUCGCCUGGUUUAUCUGACCGGCAUUCCAAAAGAUGCGUCUGAGCAGGAAGUUACGGACUUGGUGGGGUCCUUUGGCAAGAUCAACAACGUGGUCCUCAUGCCAUGCUCCGAGGAAGAGAGCGAGAACAGUGAAGGACAAAAGGCAUCUGUAUGCUUGGUGAAGGCUGAAGAUGCCCAGGCUCUGGCUAACUCUCCAAAUCUCUCCAUCAGAGACCAACAAAUCACUGCUUUAAAAGCCAAGAAAGCUGAAGCAGGACCGUCCUCUGACAACAGAACCCCUACUUCAGGACAGGACAAAGGUGCUACUGGGGAAGACCCUGGAGGGGAUGCUGACCAGAAGACAUAUAAUGAGAAGGGCUUGGUGUUGAUCACAGGUUGUCCUGAGAGUGACUGGUCAGAGAAUGAUAUCAUCAACCUAGUCAAGCCCUUUGGAACUCCCUCUGACAUCAUCCAGGCACCACAAAUCGGAAAGGUACUGGUGUCAGUUCCAGACACAGAGAUUGCUCAAGAGAUGGUGAAAAUCUACACCUUCACGCCUGCGAAGAUUAACAACUGCGAGCUGAAGAUGAUCCAUCUCAAACAGCGUAUCAGUCUCAGCACACCGGUGGCUCUCUACAAUCUUCUGAUGGGAUCAGUGGACCCAUUAGAGAGUCCUGGUCCAGUAGGCUGGAACUGCCUGUUGGUCAUCAGUAAUGUUCCCAACACCCCAACCGGCUCUUCUGAGGUCCAGAAAUUGGUGCGACGCUUUGGUACCGUCAUCAAGACCGUAGUGCUCAACAAUAUGGUCAUUUGUGAGAUGGCAACUGCUGCUAUGGCCUUGUCUGUUUACAAACGUUUCCAGACGUUUCCGUGCAUCAUCCAGAACAACCCUCUGUUUUUCUCCCGCAAGCCUGACCCCAAAGCCAACACACAGACCAAAGUCACUGCAUACCCUGAUUCAUCUGAGGAUACACCUGCAAAUGGCAAAGGCAGCCAAGCAGCAACAGCAGGAGCAGCAUCUGCAGACAAAGAGACUUCUGAAUCUCCAUUGGAGGUGAUUGAAAAAGCCGUUGACGGGAAGGAUGAGAAGACAAAGAACACUGAGGAGACGGUUGGUGAAGACAAAUCUUUGGAAGAAAACUGGAGCAAAGACGACGAGAUAAAAAAAGACAAGCUUGCUGUUGAUCUUUCGGACUCAUUGGCUGCACCACAAGCCGAACCAGGAGCAGACUUGGAGACCGACAUGAGGGACAAAUCAGCUGUUAAAACUGUUGUGGAAACCGCAGAAGACGACAUAGAUGUCAAUGCUCCCACAACAGGUAAUUACAACACUCCUGCCGGUGAAGAGACAAAGACGUCAAGCUCUGAUGGCCAAGCAGCUUCACGGGAGACGGCCAUUCAAGAGCUCCCUAAGGUUACUCCAGAGAUGGUUAAAGCACUGCUUGUGGAAUGCCGAACUAGAACCGCCAGCAAUCCCAACAACACAGCCGCUUCCACCAAUGGAGAACAGGGGGGGACACAAAUGGAGACAGAACAGGGCGAAAAAGCCGCAGAGGGGACAAAAGAGCCAGCAAAGAACCACACAGAGGAGGAGGUGAAGAAGCAGGAGAGGGAGCGAAAAGAAAGGGAAGCAAGAAAGUUGAGGGAGAGGGAGAGGAGGGUAGAGAAGAAGGAGGAGGAGGAGGAAGAAGAGUUUGGCGACUUCCCGUUCAACAUGAGUGACUUUGUGACGGUAGAUGAAGUUGGAGAUGUGGCCGACCUUCCUUGCUCUUCUCCUUCUCCCUCUGUUCCCAUGGAAGCCACAGAUGGAGGGGAGGACGCUCCCACAUCAUUCCAACAGGACACUCUAGGGGACACGCCCGUGGAGGUUACCCCAGAAUCAACGAUGUCCGAUGCCCCAGCAACACUGGUGAAGUCUGAGCACAUUCAAAACCCAGACUGGUUCUUAUCGCUGCAGCAUCCCCCCUCUCCGGCGUCACAAGCUGACUCAUCACCCAGCCAAACACAUGUGCCAAUAUGUCAAACAGAAGCCCCUCAGAUCAAAACUGAGACUGAGAGCCCACCUCAGGCUGAGAGCCCACCUCAGACUCAAAUCAAAACUGAGACUCAAAUCAAAACUGAGACUCCGAUCCCACCUCAGACUGAGAUCCCACCUCAGACUGACAUCAAAACUGAGACUCAGAUUCCACCUCAGACUGCCAUCAAAACUGAGACUCAGAUUCCACCUCAGACUGAGAUCAAAACUGAGACUCAAAUCAAAACUGAGACUCGGAUCCCACCUCAGACUGACAUUGAAACUGACACAGAAGCCAGACUGGACUCCACCACUGAGGUUGAACCCCUUCUCGAACCUGCCCCUGCAGCUUCAGCUGCCCCGGCUGACUCCUCCUCAAACAGCCCAGCAGCAGGAGUAGUGACUUCAGAGAAUGAGCGGGAGAACGAUGUUCUUAAUUACAGUCAGGUUAAGAAGGAGGAGAUGGUGUCGGACAAAACGGAGGAAAAGGAGAAGAUGCAGGUUGAAGAGGACAAAGAGACAGGAGCUCUUGCUGGGGAGACAGUGAAGCGCAAGAGGUCUGAAGAUCAAACAAACGCUGAAGAGGAGAGUGUGAAGAUGAAAUUAAAGACUGCCACUCCCAUGAGUACAGACUCCCUCCCUCCUUUUGAUCCCAGCAGCCCAGUUGGUAUGGAGUUCUUGGUCCCAAAGACGGGUUUCUUCUGUAAGGUGUGUAAUAGGUUCUUCAGCGGAACCAAAGAGGCAGAGAUAAACCACUGUAAAACGCUCAAACACUACGAGAACCUACAGAAAUACCUGCAGACCACGAAGACAGUGACUGUCAAACCUGAACCCAUCUGAAUAGAGAUAUCAAGUAUUGACUGAAUUCACCAUUCCCCCUUCUGUUUUUGUCUCUUCAUUUCUCACUAAGGGUCCAGAUUAUCAUUGGUGUAGAUUAGUCUCAUGUCCUGUCUAAAUUGGAUAUCUGCUCUAGACUUUUCAUGUACAAUUAAGAUAUAUGUGUAGAAACUGUGUACAGUGGAAGAUGGCUGGCAGUAAGAAGUGUGCACAAUCAAUAAAACGUUGUACUAAA
Molecule: messenger RNA, 5830 nt
Organism: Perca flavescens (yellow perch)
Lineage: Eukaryota; Metazoa; Chordata; Actinopteri; Perciformes; Percidae
Product: zinc finger protein 638
Exons: 27
Coding region: 754-5598 (1614 amino acids)
Cellular component (GO): nucleus
Molecular function (GO): zinc ion binding; nucleic acid binding
Source: RefSeq, a predicted model, not a curated record